Lycium ferocissimum is the source of this 673-nucleotide messenger RNA. RefSeq names its product kunitz trypsin inhibitor 5-like. The transcript has a single exon. The record is from RefSeq and is a predicted model, not a curated record. Gene Ontology annotation, molecular function: endopeptidase inhibitor activity. The annotation marks the transcript as partial. NCBI's taxonomy places the organism in Eukaryota, Viridiplantae, Streptophyta, Magnoliopsida, Solanales, Solanaceae.
CCAUCUCCAGUCCUUGAUAUUAACGGCGAUAAAGUCCGAGCUGGUUUGAACUACUUCGUAUUACCAGUGAUACGAGGAAGAGGGGGCGGGUUUUUCCCAUCCAACGUUAAACAAAACAAUACUUGUCCUAGGGACAUUAUUCAAGACGCCAACGAGGUCCAACAAGGAUUGCCUGUGGUUUUCACCCCAGUGGAUCCAAAAAAAGGCGUAGUUCGUCUAUCCACUGACCUUAAUGUCAGGUUUUUUACUCAAACUAUUUGUGCAAGAGAGACUAUUUGGAAAGUUGGUGAGUAUAAUGAUAAGUUGAAGCAGUACUUUGUGGUUACUGGUGGAGUUGAAGGGAAUCCACGGCCUCAAACUGUGAGCAAUUGGUUCAAGAUUGAGAAACUUGGGUCGGAUUAUAAGUUUGUGCUCUGUCCUAGUGUGUGCACGUUUUGUAAGGUUAUUUGCAAAGAUGUUGGGAUUUUCAUUCAGGAUGGUGUUAGGUUUUUGGCUCUCAGUGACACUCCAUUUAGGGUCAUGUUCAAGAAGACUUUCUGAUCCAAUGUACCUUUCUGUGUUUUCAGUUUUAUGGCGUGUGGUCAUUUUCCUCUAAUUUAGUUUCUGUUGUAAUCUCGGUUGCUUUUCGGUUUGUGAUGCAACUUAAUAUUAGCUGUUUGAUUUUCCGCUCCAA